AUGGGAGAUCCAUUACCAUUAAGACUAGCACUGCCUGAGCUGAGGUAUCCGAUUGGAUCAGAGCCAGAGAAGACGAUAUCGAUAAACCAACACUCGAUAGUUGCUUAUAUCAAAACUGUUAAGGAAAUUCUAGGAAAUGAUGAGUUCAACAGAAUAAGAGGGACGUUUUUGGGACCGGUGAUCAAGCUUGGAGAGAGGUCUUUGAAAUUAUCAGCUAAGAUAGUGCACGCAGUUCUCACCAAAAGCAUCAAGACAGUGAAGAGACACGAAGCAUGGUUCCAUUUUGGUGCUCAGCCAAUGAGGUUCUCUAUAAGAGAAUUCCACAUGGUGACUGGUUUGAAAUGUAGUGGUGAAGCAAGAGAACCACGAGAGGAAACCGAGAAAUUUAAGUGGGACUUCCUAAAAGGGUGUACUCAUACAGUAAAGGACGUGGAGAAGCAGCUCAGAAACACAAGAGAAGAUGCUUCUGAUGAGAGAUUCUGCCUUGCAAUGCUCCUCCUGAUUGAGAGCAUACUACUACAGAAGAGCCUUCUCGACGGUGGCACAACUUUUACUUUGGAUUAUGUGAAAAUAGCGCAGGAUAUGGAUGUCUUGAUGACAUACCCAUGGGAGAGAACAGCUUAUAAUUUGCUGUUAAAAUCACUUCAGAGAGCUGUCGACAAAAGCCUCGACAAAAACAAUUAUGAUUUGCAAGGAUUCCCUAUGGCAUUUCUUAUAUGGAUACUUGAGUCAGUACCUUUGCUACAGUAUGCAUUCAGUCAAGUUGUUCCUAUUCUGAGCGUUCAACCGUCUACCCCAAUAUUUUUGUGUGAGAAGUACCUUCAAAUAGCUUCUCCACAGCUGAUAGAUGUUCUCCUAAUUGAAAUCAAAGAUCAUCUUAAGGUCACAUGCAUCCUACCUCCUAUUUCUAAUGAUCCAGAAGCUGAUGUUUGCAUGGAAGACGAAGCUAAUAAAGAUCUGGAUGACAUGGCCGAUUUAUCCAAGAGAGGUUAUAAGUUUAAAAUUAGAGAUUGGCGAAACAUGUCAGUAGACCUAUACGGUGCUAAUGAACAAAUAAGAAGAGCAUCUUUACUGUUUGGGAAUGGAGGGAUGAGUCAAGCUUCUUCUUCGUAUCAGGAGGAGUCUUUGGAAUCAAAGAUCAACAGAAUCAGCGAGAUGGUGGGAGAUAAUUUAAGGAUCAUGAACGAUCGUUUGUGUUUGAUUGAAAAAGACAGGAAACAGAUUAAAGAACGUGUGACAAAACUAGAGAAACUACAAAGAGUUACUUCAUAUGAAACCCCAAACAAUGAGGAUUGCCUUCCUAAUUUUUGUUGUACUUGCACAGACUGA
This is a messenger RNA of Brassica rapa (field mustard), 1329 nucleotides long. RefSeq lists its product as uncharacterized. Lineage: Eukaryota; Viridiplantae; Streptophyta; Magnoliopsida; Brassicales; Brassicaceae. The record is from RefSeq and is a predicted model, not a curated record.